Molecule: messenger RNA, 2645 nt
Organism: Ipomoea nil (Japanese morning glory)
Lineage: Eukaryota; Viridiplantae; Streptophyta; Magnoliopsida; Solanales; Convolvulaceae
Product: dirigent protein 11-like
Exons: 4
Coding region: 1893-2432 (179 amino acids)
Source: RefSeq, a predicted model, not a curated record
GUCUUUUUUAUUCAAGGAAAGAGAAACGGAUAGUGGAAAUCGAGGGGCUAGGAGUUGACACGUGUACAUGAUGAGCUAAAGGAGCCAAUCCGUCCGUCCCUUACUAUUCAAUAUUCAUUCUAUACAAGUUUGGACCCACUCUCGCCAUCUUCGCGCUGUCCGUUAUCAGGUGCUCCCGGUGCGUUCGCCUGGAGGUCAGUCGGAGCUGGACCCUUCUUUUCCCGCGUAAAAAAACGUACUCUCCGUCGACGACGGUUGGCGGCGGCGUUUCACCGGAACGCCACUCGUGUCCUUUUACGCUGCACUCUUGAGCUAGCAGUUAUACGAAACUCAUUUGGAGAACUACUUCUUGACUGCAAUGUCUGUCAUAAGCCAUCGUUAUAUUCUCCUCUUUGGCAUCUCUUUGGUUAUCAUCAUUACAAUAUGUAGUUUUGGACUUCAAUGGAGGGAGACAGGGAAGUUUUUGCACAAACCCCAGGGAGAUAUAAACAACAGAACCGCAAAUGUUAAACUUGAUAAGGCAUAUAAAAGCCACAGAAAAAUUCUAGUACAUGGCACUUGCACGAUCAAGGAUAUAAGCAUUUCACAGAGCACAUAUUCAACAAAUGGGAUUCCACAGUUUGUAGUUGAGAUAGUUAACACGUGUUUUUCCGGUUGUGCUCCUUCCAAUAUUCACCUCCACUGUGAUUGGUUUGCCUCUGCAAGAAUAGUAAGUCCAAAUACAUUUAAGAGGCUGUCUUAUGAUGACUGCUUGGUUAAUGAAGGGAAGCCUUUGAAGACCAGCCAGAUGAUCAGAUUCACCUACUCAAACACGUUUAAAUACCCUCUCGCCUUCAAGUCUGCCAUGUUUUGCUGAUUGAUUGAAUUUCACCAUGAAACUCAUAGGUAGAGUUCUAACAUCCAAGUAGGAUAGUUCAAUUUUGGUGUCAAGUUGCAACAAUACUCCCUUUUGGUCUUUUGGGAUGACACAACUGAUGCUGAGGUUAUUGUCAAACCCCAAAUACUUGCACCCGAGGUGGAGCGACUACUUAAAAGUUUCUCCAAAUUCUCACUUUUGCUGAUAAAUCUAGCUGUGGAUGCCUUAGGUAAGUGAACCUUCCUAUAUGUCUGGACUUGAUGGAACCUUAGACUCUUAGAGUCAAAAGCUGUUAUAUAGAAUACUACUAGUGCAAGGUGGGCAUGCCAGUGUUUCAUUUUUGUAGACUAGAAAGUAUGUGCUCAUUAUCAUGCAUAGUGUUUUUUUGUGGCAUUUCUUUCUCUCCAACAAUUUUACAUGAUGUGAGGAAAGAAAAUGAACAAUGAAGCUUUUGUUGCUCACUUCCAUUUGGAAUUGAAAAUUUGCUUUGCACUGUUGAUAAAUCACAGCCAGAUUGCUUAUUUGAGGAUAAAAUUUUGAAUCAGGCCUUAUAUUAAAUAAUACCAAUACCCCUCUGAUCCCUUUAGAUAGUUGGUACAAGAUUGCAGCCUCACAUGACACAUGAUUUAAAUUUUAAACAAAAAAUUAUAUAAUUUCAAGAAAAACUUCAUUUUUUUUUGGAUAUAUCAACCGGUGUCACCAUACUGUGUGAAAUCAAUUUGAAUUCAGUUUGUAUGGUCUUACAGAGUUUGAUUGUAUCGAUUUAGCACUUCAUUGAAUUCAUAAACCAAAAUAUUUUAGUGAUUAGUUAAAUGAGAGCCUCAUUGCAUUGAAGAUUCCAACUUGCUUUUGGUAGCAUAAUGACAACUUUCACAUGAUUAAAAAUAGAACAAAUCAUAAAAGAUACUAUCAUGUUUGUCAUUUUCCUAGGACUAUUAUUCUUUCCCUGGGCAGCAGCAUCUUCACCCUCUUGCUUAAUCCUUAACCUCUCCACCAACAACCAACAUUUUCAUCUCAUUCCUGGUAUCAACAAACCAUGUCUAAAACCCUCCUCACUCUUGCCUCUCACUCUCUCUUCCCCCUUCUUGCCCUCCCUGCUCUCUUCUGGGCUCUCAACAGGCACAAGCCCAGGCAAACCAAGCUUGUGUUCUAUGUCCAUGAUUACCUCUCUGGUGAAAACACAUCAGCAAUCUCAGUGGCAGGAAGGGAUGGGCCCAAAACCAGUGUCCUCCAAUUUGGGACCAUAACUGCAGUGGAUGAUCCAGUUACAGAGGGCCCAGAUCCAAAGUCCAAGGAGAUUGGUAGGGCCCAAGGCCUUUACAUAAACUCUCAGCUGGAUGGGAAAGGUCUGCACUUAGUUUUCUCAGUGAUCUUCACAGAAGGGGAGUAUAAAGGCAGCAGCUUGGAGAUUCAAGGGGCAGAUAUUUUUAACAUGAAGGAGAGAGAGUUUUCUGUGGUCUCAGGGACUGGGUUUUUUAGGUUUGUGAAGGGGUUUGGGAUUAUGACCACUGAGUUCAUGGACAUACCUAACUUGAAAGCUAUUCUCAAGCUUGAUAUCACAGUCAGGCAUUACUAAUAAAUGGUAUAUGUAAUAUGUGGCAUCUCAUCAUCUUUAGUUUGCUUCAUCUUUUAUAGUUCUAAUGUUGUAAUCAAAGAGUUAUUUUGUAAUGUCUGAUGUUUGGUCCAUUCCACUUAGUUCCACUGUCCUACCUCAAUGCAUGCUAGCUACCUAAGCCACUACUGAUUUUAGGCAAAAUCUCCAAGUAUUCAUGUGAUUGGUCAGGAUUUU